UUGUUCCCAUUUUGUAUGUUAUCUCGUUUAUACAUUUGUAAUUGCACGAGAGGAGUUUUGCUAAACUAUUUCAGGUUUAAUUCAAAGAUUGAAUCUAGAAAAUAUCUCAAACUUGGACCUUUGAGUAAAUCAGAAAUAAUACAGUUGUACACUACUACAAGCAUGGAGAAGCAUAUAGCACCAACCAGAAAUCAGAGAAGAGAGCCCCCUGGUGAUGACAUAGAGGAGAUGAUAGAGCUAGACAAGAAAGUGUCUGAAAGCCAUAUUAGGAUAGAGGAGGAGGUAAAUGUCGAAAAGGUUGAUGAAGGUAGUUCUGAAACUCAAGAUGAUCAGAUACACUUCAGAUCAGGAUACCAACCUUUGAAUGGAGUAGAAUUUAGACCCAGUGCACCUAUAAUAACUACUUACAAGAACUCAUCUACAGCAUAUACUUGUGGAUGCAGGUCAUUUGGCUCAGUGAUGCUGAUUACAACAGUCAUGGCUAUAAUUAUAUUAUCAGUACACUUCAGUAGGCAUCCAGACCCUUCAGACUCAUCUGAACUAUCUGGGUUGUUGGAGUCAUCUCAGUUCUUGGAUUUAAAAUCAGUUAACUCCUUGGAGUCAAUAUCAACAGGGUCUGAAGAUCCUUUGCUAACACAAUAUCAUAGAGAGCUGCAUAAAGAUGAUAAAACGAUUGAUAAAGAUGAUACUGAGAUGUAUAAAGAAGACGCUGAAGAAUCAUCUGAUGUUGGAAAUCAGAGCAUAAUAAAGCAAACACCUCAUAAAAGAAAGAACAUAAUAUCAGAUAUUAUCAUGGAGGAUUUGUAUACCCCAACAGAAGAAGAAGAAGAGGGUGAAAAUCAAACUGUGAAUUAUGAUCUCAUUACAAGAAAGGUUUUUGACGAACCUCUUGACGUUUUCACUGAAGUUUACUCAAAGAUUUCUACCAUGAGUCAAGUAACACUAUCAAUAACAGUAGAAGAGCUAUCUACCGAUCUUGGAACAUCUCAUGACAAUAUUUCCGCAGAAUUGGCGCAUGGAAAGGAGAUGUUGGAGGACCAAAGCAAUUUUGCAAAGAAUUACACAAUGAACCUAACACGACAGAGCACAAUCUUUCCUGAAACAUUUUUUGAUGAAGAGACAGAAGAAUUGGAAGAUCUGAAAGGACUCCCAGCACACAUAAUAGACAAGUAUUUUGAAACAACCACACAGCCAGAAAAUCCUUCAUGUUUCACUAAGGACGGGAACCCCUGCAUUUUCCCAGUUCUUUUUGGAGGAUUUGUAUGGAACAGGUGUAUCCCAAGCAGUGGGGGUAGCUGGUGUCCAACAUCAAUGACAAUAGAUCAUCAGUACAACACUUGGAGUUACUGUGAUCCUAACAACUGCCAUGCCAUGCACAAAUAUGAUAAAAAGUUCAACUAAAGAAACUGCACAAGUAACUUCAAGUUACUCCCCAAUUGACGGAGUGGCAUGGCCUUGAAACCUUUGUCUGAUCAAGUAUGAAUUAAUUAUAUAUCCAUAUUUUAUUUUCAUUGUGGUUUCUCGGCAAUUUUAAAGAAAGAUAACACAAUGAUAUCUUUCACUUUAUUAAUCAGAUUAAAGGGAGUGUUCGCAAUAAAUGAAAGGGUCUUUAGGCUUACGGCGAAAAAUUAUCGACGCUGAUUGCUGC
Molecule: messenger RNA, 1648 nt
Organism: Eurytemora carolleeae
Lineage: Eukaryota; Metazoa; Arthropoda; Copepoda; Calanoida; Temoridae
Exons: 14
Coding region: 16-1401 (461 amino acids)
Source: RefSeq, a predicted model, not a curated record